Mycena citricolor is the source of this 2347-nucleotide messenger RNA. The record is from the annotation of a GenBank genome assembly. Lineage: Eukaryota; Fungi; Basidiomycota; Agaricomycetes; Agaricales; Mycenaceae.
CGGAAACUGGCGCAGAACAUGCGGGCCGCUUAUCCCAUGCACACAAGCACAAUGCAGGGUGGAGGGGGUUACUGUGGCUACACUUAUGUGUAACGAGGUAAUUGUAAGCCACGGCAGAGGAAUGAGUCAGCUUCGUGCCAUGAAGGGAACCAUUGGAAGUCAUCUAUGGGUCCGCAGCGCACUGUGAUUGGUGGAAGCUGCCGUGAAUCCGUCCCUCGGGGCUUUCCGUAGGCCCAGGGUCGUCCGAAUCAUCGCCGCCGGGCGGCCCGAAGUUGCUGACUUGCACCUCGUUUCGUCCCUUGCCAAAAUGAUUCUACCACAUUCUCGUGAUGGGGAUAGACGCACGACCUUUAUAUAAGGAGCUCGUUGACAUAUGAGGUCCGGAUUUCGUUUCCCCCACUCUCCACAACAUCGAAACGACCACCGAUAUCAUCAAUCCUGAGUACUAGUACGGGCCCGGAAAUGACUCGCAACCUCAAUGUGUUUCCGGCAUCCCCAUCACGGUCCGUGCGGCAUAAUCUUCCCAGGGGCAAAGCGUGCAUGAGCUGUCGGCGGAGGAAAAUCAAGUGCGAUGGUCGGAAACCCGCAUGUGGGCAGUGCACGCGCUCGUCCGCCUCGGGGAUAGUCUUCGAUGAGUGCGAGUAUCCGCUCGAGGGACGCAGCCGAACGCAGCAGCUGGAGGAGACGGUGAAGAAAUUGCAGAGCCGGAUCGGAGAGCUGGAGCUCGCGGCGGGCGGUGGAACCGGUGGCGUGACUCUGCAUGAGCCGUAUGGGGGUGAGGAUGUCGUUCUUGCGUCGCCAGGUGCCAUAGAAAACGGUGCUGGGACGUGGCAGUGGAGUAUGCCCGCUUCUCCCCGGUCGACGUCGCCGCCAAGUCGUUUGGCAUCGCCCUCAUCUAGCUCUUCUAGUCUCCUUUUUGAGGAUCCGCCCGCCGAUGUCAGCGAACGAUUGGUCGACUCCUUCCUGACACACUUCGUACAAGUCGGAUUCUUCCUGGACCGGGCCGCGUUCCGACACUCUGCCCUCCUCAAUGUCUCGCCCGGUCAUCCCCAGCGUCCGUCGCCUGCACUUCUCAGUACCGUCUACCUCUGGGGGGCGCGUCUCUCACGAAUCUGCGGCGGCGAGACUCACGCAGCGCAUCACGAAGACAGAUUUCUGCGCUGCGCACUGCAGAACAUGCACCAUGACCUCGCCGGGCAGCAUCCACGUCGCGUGAUAUAUGCCAUCCAAGCUGAGGUGUUGCUAUCCCUGUAUUAUUUGACGCUCGGGCGUGCCAUGGAAGGGACUUACCACUCGAGUGCGGCUGUGUCGCUGGCGAUGAGCGCCGGACUGCACCGCAUACAAUCGUCGUCGGAGAACAACAAUGCGACGCCGAACCCUGGCCUCAGGGCGACGCCGCCUCUGCCAGAGCCUGAACGAAUCAAUGCAUUUUGGACGGCGGUAAUAGUUAACAACUAUUGGGUCGUAGCGCACGGGUCUCCGAGCGCGAUUUCCUACACGGACACUCGCGUCGACACACCUUGGCCGCUCGAUCUGGCAGAGUAUCAGAGCGGCGCAAUCGACAAUUUUGGGGGCGGGAACACAAUCGGCAAGUUCCUGGGGGGCGUCAGUGUGGACGGAUUUUCGUCGCUCGCAUUGCAUGCCAAAGCGUCGAUACUGCUUGAGCGUGCGGUGUCGUGUGCAGAUAAAACACAGAGCCAGGCCUUCGAUUCGCUCGAUAUCGUCCUGGAGCAGUUCAUGGACGGCCUCCCCCUCGGUAUCCAGCUUUCAUUCGCCCCGGUUCCCAAACGGUGUCUAGUAGUCAUCCAGACGCUGACACAAGCUGCAAUCAUACGGCUCCACGCACAUCGCAGACAUACAUCCGAAGCUUCGCGACAGAGGUAUAUUGCUGCCGCGCGGGAUGCGGUGCACAUCAUCAAUAACUCCGACUUCUCUGAGUGGCGGAACAUAGAUCCCAUUAUGACGGUCAGUCAUGCAUGCUUCAAGGAGUGGCUUUCGUUUCUUGAUGGGCAGCUGCAGAUUCUGUGGACCACGGUCUGCGAUGUAUUCAUCGGCGAGCUGACUGAAAUGCAAACAUUCACAGCUGUGGGCCGGUUAACGCCGCAGCACCAGGACGUGUGUGUCUAUCUCGACACUGUACUGCGCACAAUGCGCUAUUUCUCGGCUGGCAACCCUCUGCUCGACCAUUCCUUGAACAGGAUAGAGCGAACAUAUCGCAAUCUUGUUGUGUCAUGAUUUUUUGUGCUUUUGUGAAGUAUGGGCUGUAUAAUACUGUAUUGUAUCACGGAUUAAUGCGUGUCGUCUGUGGAAUUCUAGAGAUCGACUUUACUUGCAACAAUAAAAAAAA